This is a messenger RNA of Lytechinus pictus (painted urchin), 5398 nucleotides long. Its product is annotated as rap guanine nucleotide exchange factor 4-like. Lineage: Eukaryota; Metazoa; Echinodermata; Echinoidea; Temnopleuroida; Toxopneustidae. The record is from RefSeq and is a predicted model, not a curated record. Gene Ontology annotation, cellular component: plasma membrane. The transcript has 17 exons. Bases 2970 to 5315 code for a protein of 781 amino acids. Gene Ontology annotation, biological process: positive regulation of GTPase activity; Ras protein signal transduction. Gene Ontology annotation, molecular function: guanyl-nucleotide exchange factor activity.
GUAUAUAUUUCUUGGAUGAAAAUGGAAUAUAUUUGUCCGUCAUUGGUGCUUACAUCAGUAGAAGAUGUGAAGCUAGUAUGCAUUAUGGCAAUACUCCACUGUACAGCACGAGGGUAAUUAUGUCUCCAACCAAAUUUGGGCAGUAUUUUACCCAAUGCGGGAAGCAUAUUGUCCAGUAAGGUUAACAAAUAAGCAAGAAUCACUUAAGAAUGGGCAAAAUGUUCAUCACACUGGAUAAAUAAAAAUGCCCAAAAGAAAUGCCCAAUGUUGGUUGGACACAUAAUUACCCUCAUGGAGCAUUUUUACCCAAUAUUUUUUGAGUGUCUGAUACCAUGCACAGUGACUGGAUUUAGAACAACUGUGUAAGUCGAAAAACAAUCUUGACACCACACAUAUCCCCAUUUUAAGGAAAAAAUAUGUCAUAAACACAUAAUUAUUAGAUAUGGCCUGAAAGAGUAUGUUCUCCCAAAUAAUUUGAUACCAUAUUUAUGUGGUAUGUGUUAACGCUAGGAUGAUCAGGAGGCAUUCUUUGCAGUGAUGUAAAUUUUGAUUUGUGCCAAAGUUAGGCAUGAAUGCAACGAAUGAAGUCAGAUGCCUAUAAUGUCAUAAUCCUACAAGGGUUGCAUAAAAUCCAUUUCAAAGCUCCUUUGUUAGUAAUCUCCAUUAUACAUGUAACUGUUUAAUAAACACUUUAAUGUCAAGUCUCAAGUUAAUUUCAUUGAAAAGAGAUUUGCAAAUAUGUUUACUAACUCAUUUAGGAUUAUGAAACAAGUGUUUAAAAUCAUAAACAACAAAGUUUAAAGCUAAAUUACAGUAGUUGCAGUAAAACACUAAUUUCGUGAGAAAGUCUGUAAAACCAAGGUUAAGUAUGACUAUAUCAUCGUGGAUCUAGAUCCGGUACAGUUACAUAAACUGAACUUUGUGAAAUCAUAAAAUCUAAGCUGAAAUACGAUCACACUGAAGAUCGCCAACACAGAUAGGCACACGUGGGACAGUGUAUUAUUAUUGCUGGAAUAAAGACCCGACGGAAGUGACCGAAUAUGCGCUUAUUUUGCUUAUUUCUCAGCAAUUACACAAUUUCUUCCAGAAUCCUUUGGCACAUAUUUUGUAUUCAUACAAACGAGACACUUGGGUGGUCAUUAUAUUAGAUUCUGUAAAAAGUCAUUUUGAGAUCGUUACCAGAACUGGAAUUUACCUUUAAUUUUUGAUAUUUCUCAAUAAAUUAAGUAUGAAACCUCUGACUGACCUACAAUAGAUUGAUUCCAUUUUCAAUCAUUUGAAAUUAAUGGUAAAUAUUUAGCCACACCACCUGGGUUUGAAGUAUGCAAAUGCAUACAGAUUAAUGUUUCAACCUUAGGCCUACACUCGACUGCAAAAUGUUGUUUUUUCACCUAAAAUUUAAAUGAAAUCAUAUGAAUAAAAUACAGUCGUGCAAGCAUUUCAAACCAAAUUCAGCUUCCACUAGGUGGUUUCAGACCGCCUCAAAGUUCGCCAGUUCCAGGUAUUCUCUGAUCGGGAAAUAUACCCCGAUCAGAAAAUACCAGGUAUUUUGGCGGUCUGAAAGCAAACUACGCGUAAUAUCCCCGAAAGAAAAUACCCGAUAAAUAGUAGGUACUUGGCGAAAUUACGAGAACUUUCGCGGAGAUUUUUCCAAGGUCGUGGGUAUUUUGGCGGUCUGAAAGCAAAUUACGGGAACUUUUAGCCCAGCGUGUCGUUGGGUGCGGCGCCGUGCAUGGGUUGCUGCUGGGCUAGUGAUUUUGAAUUUCGCGCCUUGCUGCUUAUCAGACCAUACUGCGCAUGCUCGUAACUUCAGGAACUUAUCCCGAAGGGUUUGUUUCAGGGCGGUGUGAAUGCAGGAAUAAUUAAUGGGUAUUUUUCAGCCUAAAAAAGUUCUCGUAAUUUAACGGGGAUUCUUGUGAUCGAGGCGGUUUGAAACCACCUAUUUUGGCUCUCGAUAUUAAAUUCGUUCUCGACUUUGCAAAGGGGUUUCUGAAAGAGCCCCCUGGGAUACAAAAUGUAAUCCCAUUUACUGCCAUUAAACAAAGUGGAUAAUACCUUUUAUAUAAGACUGUAACCUCUGAAAGUACGCGUGAAAUUCAAAGCUUAUCCUCCAGGCUUUGUCCCAACUAAGCACUGUAGCCUUGCAGCUAGAAUAGUUACAUGUAUCUUUAAAACCUACAUCAAUGUUGUUAUCACUUACCACGAUAGAGGUAUUGAAAUUCUUUUGAGAUGGAAUUCCAUCUAUAUUCUCAUGUGUUAUUAAGGCAUCUCUUUUAUAAUUUAUAGAAACCUAUUCUUGUAUAGCGCAAAUAUGUACAUGAUAUGUUUCCUUUUUUGCACGUUUGGAGCUAUUGAUGGCUGAACAAAAAGAAAACAGUCAUUCCAUAUUAUUUGAUGUUAAAUACCAAUUGCAGAAGUCUCUGUGAUGUUUUUAUUGCUUCUACCUCUCCUUGAAAAAGAGUGAGGAUCACAUCACUUCAUUUUCUUGAAAGCGAGGAUGAAAGGAAGACUAUUAUGCAAUUCAUUCUAUGUAACAGUGGAAAACACUCGGUCCCUCGGAUAGGACAUCAAAUGGAGACCCCAGUUAGCGUAGAGUCACGGAAAUGGCACAUUCAAGAGUCCACUGCACUCUUCGUAUAAGAGUAGAGGGAAACCCUGGUGUAGUGGUCCACCUGCACUCCCUCAAUCAGUUAUAUUGGGAGGAGAGACCUGUGGGUCAUAGUGAUUCAGUUUGCUUUUCACCACCCAGGCAAAAGUUUUUCAAAAUGAAAUAAUAAUGAUGAUGAUGAUGAUAAAGAUAAUGAUGAUAAUAGUAAUAAUAGCAGUAGUAAUAAUAAUGUUCAUUUACCAUAUAGGUUCCAUCAGAAAGGCUAUCCCACGCAGGUACGAUCUUCCGAACAUUGAUCUUAGCCAAGUCACCCAACCUCAUCAAAGACAGGAAGAACAACCUUCGAACCUACCGCAAAUGCAUGAUGGGAUCCGAGAUGGUCGAUUGGUUAAUGCAGCAGGGUCAAAUGAUGUUGGUGAGGUCGCGACCUCAGGCUAUCGGCAUGUGGCAAGCUCUGCUCGAAGAGGGCGUUAUAACUGAAGUAAACAGAGAGCACCCCUUCCAAGACGCCGAGCACCAGUACCGGUUCCGAGAGGACGAUCUCGGCAUCACCAGCACCCCGACGUCAUCCCAGAAGAAAGCCGCGGAGGAGGAGCUACCGGAGAUCGCCGGGAUGCUGUCCAAGGUGGCGCCGGACGCCAUGAUGAGACUCAUUCUACGAAAACCUCCACAGGAAAGGAGUGUCGACGAUCUUGAGAUCAUUUAUGAAGAACUUCUUCAUAUCAAGGCCUUAGCUCACCUUUCUACUAUGGUCAAGCGCCAGCUCACGAGUGUCCUCGUCUUCGAGUGCCACGAGAAAGCAGGGACAGUCUUGUUUCACCAAGGUGACGAGGGUCGUUCGUGGUUCAUCAUCCUGCGAGGAUCCGUCAACGUCGUCAAGUACGGCAAGGGCGUCGUCUGUACCCUCCACGAAGGGGAUGACUUCGGCAAGCUGGCCCUGGUCAACGAUGCGCCGCGAGCGGCUUCCAUCGUCCUGCGAGAAGACAACUGUCAGUUUCUGAGGGUCGAUAAAUACGAUUUCAAUAGGAUACUUAGGGAUGUUGAAGCAAAUACGGUCAGAUUAAAAGAGCAUGGACAGGAUAGUCUGGUUCUGGAGAAGAUUCCAACAAAUACGCAACAUAGUAAUAACAACAAGCAUCAUCAUGUCAGUUAUAGGUAUUCAGUAAUGGCCGGUGUUCCAGAGAAGAUGUUGGAGCAUCUUCUAGAGACAAGGAUAGAUAGCAAGUACGACCCAACAGACACAUUCCUGGAAGAUUUCUUAUUAACGCAUAUUGUCUUCAUGCCAAGCGAGAAGCUGUGCCCUGCCCUUCUUCAACACUAUCACUCAGAGAGGACAUCGAGAGGUCCCGAGCAAGAGACGAUAGAUUACAUAGUCAACAACAAGAGACGAGUGGUCCAGCUGGUUUGUCUGUGGCAUGUGGUAGCUGGGUAUGCCUUCAAACAGGACACAACUAUCAUGCAGUUCUUAGAGACAUUGUUCUCAGCAGUGUGUGAUGAUUGUCCUGCCUACCCGAGUCUCCAGGACCCUCUAGCCAGUCUGGAACAGGUCCUAAAAGCCGUCAAGUCCACCAAGGAUUCUAGUUCUCAUACGUGGCAAGUACAGACUCAGGUAUUAAGUGAAUCAAGAACCCACAUGGAAGAUGAGCUUCAUAGGACACCAAUCAAAGCUAAAGACGAAACAAUAUUCAAGGUCUAUUGUGCUGACCACACCUACACAACACUCCGGGUUACCAUGGAUACCUCAGUAACAAACAUCAUUCAGACGGUAUCAGAGAAGAUGUGUCUUGGGAAUGACCUGGUGCUAUGUGAAGUAAAAUCCUCAGGAGAACGUUUAUCAUUCCAUCAGAAAGACGUCUGCAUAGCGACGAGUUUGAGCUGUAAUGGUAGAAUAUUUAUAGCCCCUAGAGAUCACUUAGAUGCCUUGACACCAUUGCCUGAACAAGAGGGACCAAGCGAGGGCUCCGUCUCAUUCCUCGAGCCAACGAGUUCAAGAGAGCUCGCCUAUCAAAUGACAAUGUAUGACUGGCAGCUCUUUCUAUGUACUCAUGAGUGUGAGUUUAUCUAUCACACAUUUGGGAGGCACAAAUACCGGCGCAUCACAGCAAAUCUAGAUGUCUUCCUACGCCGGUUUAAUGAAGUGCAAUCUUGGGUUGUCACUGAACUUUGCCUGACGUCAAAUAUCAGCAAACGGGUUCACCUCCUCAAGAAGUUCAUCAAAAUAGCUGCCCACUGUAAGGAGUAUCAAAAUAUGAAUUCUUUCUAUGCCAUCAUCAUGGGGCUCAGUCAUAUGAGUGUUAGCAGACUUGCACAAACAUGGGAGAAGCUUCCCAACAAGUUGAAGAGAGUUUUCUCCGACUUUGAAGCAUUGAUGGAUCCGUCGCGGAACCAUCGUGUGUACCGCCUAGCUCUGUCAAAAAUGAGGCCCCCAAUCAUACCGUUCAUGCCACUGCUUAUCAAAGACAUGCUCUUCACGCACGAGGGCAAUAAGACUUACUUCGAAGGUCUCGUCAACUUUGAGAAAAUGCAUCUGGUUGCAUCAAUAAUGAGAGUGGUCAAGUACUGUCGGAGUGAAAACUUUAAACUAGACUCUCCUCCAGCCGUUAAGAACGUCAAGGAGAUUGUUAGUUAUGUAAGGAAUUUGCAAGUGAUUGAUAACACCAAGCGAUUAAUGCAACUCUCAUAUAACCUGGAGCCUCCAAAAACGUGAUAUCUACUUUGUCAUUUGAAGACACCAUAGUAUUACUUUAACAGGACGAAAAUGGCUUCCAUCUUUUGAAUGCUGUAUUUGGG